Molecule: messenger RNA, 639 nt
Organism: Caenorhabditis briggsae
Lineage: Eukaryota; Metazoa; Nematoda; Chromadorea; Rhabditida; Rhabditidae
Exons: 3
Coding region: 1-639 (212 amino acids)
Source: RefSeq, a predicted model, not a curated record
AUGGAUAAACCAGUCAACAGUGGUUCAGAUGUGAGCCGGGUCCAAACUACAGAUGAUCAACAUCAUGAAGCAGACAACAUUUAUAAACGAGUCUAUAAACGUCUCUCAAAAGGAAUUGUUGAAUGGUCAACUACGAACGAAACGACUAGCAUGUCUAACGUCCAAACUGCCGCCAAUACAAUCGAUCAGUUGAAAGCUACGAAUUCUAAACAGGACCGAACCGUCAACAAUACUAGCAAUCAGUCAAAUGCUACCAAUUCUACGGAGGACCCGCUGGCUAUUAAGAAAGCGAUCAUUGACCUCGGAAAAAAGUACGGUGAAACUAUUGCACGUCACAAAAAAGCCUCCGCGGAAGUAAAAAAAGCCAAACGCUCGGAAAAAAGUCACAAAGAAAAGCUCGAAGAGUUGGUUUUGAAAAAACGGGUCUCUCAAAACCAAUCGAAAUGGGACUCCUACUCCCGUUGUAUUCGUGAGACAUUCGAGCUCAUCCGUGCAAGUGAAGAAGAUAUCAAGAGAGCGUUGGAAACCGAGGAAUCCACUAAAGAUGACAUGGAGACGGCUGAACCGGAAUGGAAGUUUGAAUCGAUGUGUUCUGGAGAAGCAUACUAUAAGAACGGAGAGUGGAAAUGGCAUAAUUGA